This is a messenger RNA of Macroventuria anomochaeta, 2133 nucleotides long. RefSeq names its product MFS monocarboxylate transporter-like protein. Gene Ontology annotation, cellular component: fungal-type vacuole membrane. The record is from RefSeq and is a predicted model, not a curated record. Gene Ontology annotation, biological process: transmembrane transport. Bases 367 to 1851 code for a protein of 494 amino acids. NCBI's taxonomy places the organism in Eukaryota, Fungi, Ascomycota, Dothideomycetes, Pleosporales, Didymellaceae. Gene Ontology annotation, molecular function: transmembrane transporter activity. The transcript has a single exon.
UGCAUAAGUCCUGUUGGUCGUCAGCUUUUAUAUGCGGAAAACCUCUGCAGGCUGACAGCUUGAUCGCGUAUUCCCUCUAGUGGGAACCUCGAGCGGCACGGCUGAAAGCGUUGGUCAUAUUUAACCCACACCCCCCUCCCUAUCUUCUGCGUCCUGCAACACAAAACCCCUCGGGGACUACAGCGAUUGGGAUACCAUACCUCUCGGGGAGGACGUUCAAGGAUAUAAGGAUCCGAACGAGCGCGCAGCAAAUUGCGACAGAUUCGCAGCAAACAUCGUCACCGAUAUCAACCACUUUUUCUCAAAAAGGCGAACUUCUUCAAUCCGUCAAUUUUUGUUCUUGCAACUACGCCUCAACCACUCUGAAUGAGCGGAGAACGCAAAGGCAGCACGCCAGGACCAAUUUCAGACAAUCACCAACUCGAAUCUGUCAACUCUUACCCAGCCGCUGAUUUUACUAUCCCAUCAGCCGACACACUCCCAAAAUGCCGCAGUGCCCGAACUCGCUCUGUCGAUGCCCCGGUACAGGAGAAGUUGAAGCAGAAUGAAGGUCAUCCUGCCGCCUCUUUAGACGAAGAGAAUCAAUCCGUAACCUCUGAGGAUGAAGUCACCUACCCUGAAGGUGGUUGGGAAGCCUGGCUUUGCAUCCUGGGCUCCUUCAUGGGCCUUGUUGCAGCCCUGGGUAUGAUGAACUCAGUCGGAGUUUUCCACAGCUACCUUGCCGAGCAUCAGCUCCAAGGCUACAGCGAAAGCACGAUCUCUUGGAUCUUCUCCAUGUACAUCUUCCUUUCGUUCUUCUGCGGACUCCAGAUCGGACCCAUCUUUGAUGCACACGGCCCAAGACUGCUAGUGCUUGCUGGAAGCGUCUUGCUGUGUUUGUCCAUGUUCCUUCUUGGUAUCUGCACACAGUACUGGCAUUUCUUUCUAGUCUUUGGAGUCCUUGGGGGUCUCGGUACGAGUCUGAUCUUCACUCCUGCGUUUGCGGCUGCCAGUCACUUCUUCCUUGUAAAGAGAGGCAACGCGACAGGUAUCGCCGCUGCUGGAGGAUCUCUUGGAGGUGUCAUCUUCCCAUUGGCUCUGCAACAACUGUUCCCCAAAGUCGGCUUCGAAUGGGCUACGCGCAUCAUUGCGUUCAUCGAUGUUUUCUGCUGCAUCAUCGCUUGCCUUCUCAUCAAGUCUCGACUGCCUCCCAAACCCGGACAGUCUGUCCUACCCGACUUCCGCAUCUUCCGCGACAAGUCGUACUUCUUGCUCACAAUUGCCAUCUUCCUAAUGGAGUGGGCGCUCUUUGUACCUAUCACGUACCUCACAACUUUCGCGUCCUCGAGCGGAGCCAUGACCGAGGCGUUCUCAUACCAGCUCAUCGCCAUCUUCAACGCAGGAAGUUGCCUCGGACGAUGGGUCCCAGGUCUCCUAGCGGACAAACUGGGCCGCUUCAACUGCAUGAUCGGAGCUCUUGCUAUCUGCGGAGCAACAUCAUUGACCUUCUGGCUUCCGGCUGCGAUACUCACACCUGCCACAUCCGACACUGCAUCGACCAUCAAGGUACUCUCAAUCGUGUACGCCGUGAUCUUUGGCUUCGCGUCUGGAUCCAAUAUCUCUCUGACGCCGGUGUGCGUUGGACAGCUUUGCGACACGAGCCAAUAUGGUCGCUACUAUGCGACCUGUUACACUGUUGUAUCUUUCAGUACGCUUACUGGUAUUCCGAUCGCUGGUAGUAUCCUUGGGCAGACUCCUGGCGGUGCUUACUGGGGUGUGGUCAUUUGGACUAUCAUUUGCUACGUUAUCUCGUCGGGCCUCUUCAUGUGGAGCCGUGGUAUGCACGUUGGCUGGAAGUUGGUCAAGUUCUAGAUGAGGAGAUCUAUGUUUGAAAGGAUGAAAAGAUUUUUGUAUACCUUCAGGCUUUCGUAUUGUACGAGAGUCAAGGUGGACUGUUGGAGAAGGAGACAAAGGAUGAUACUGUUCAGUUCUUGUCAUAUAUUGUGCUCUGCGCAGAGCGACUUUCUCUAGUAAACGCGCUUUUACAAGUAUCAUGUUCGUGUUCAAACAUCGAACGUGAUGCCAGUAGUUCGACGACCUCCAGCCUGCUCUUCCAGUACUGGAGAGAAUGUUAACAGAAACUUUUAUCGAAAC